GGCAGGUGGAGGUGGUGGUUGAAGGUGAAGGGUGGAGGGGGUUCUCGCACGGCGGUUCUCCCUCGUACGCUCGGCGGAGCCGUCGUCAUUGGGCGUCGGGACGUCGCGACGACGCUCUUUUCCUCUCUCUUUCUCUCUCGUACACUAUUAACACGCGCGAACACACUUACUCUCCUUCUCCCUUUCUCUCUCUCUCUCUCUCUCUUUCUUCCUUCGUCACUACUUAUCUUCCUCUGCCCUUUUUUUCUUAUACUCACCCAGCCUGUUUCUCCUGCCCUCGAACGAAGGCGAUCGCGCGCGCGCUCGUCGAACGUUUCCGCGCGCGGAUAAUCGUUCUGUGCCGUGUCAGUUCGCGAGGAGCGUUCGCCGGUGCACGCGCGCACGUCAACGCACCAGUGCGUCCUUGGCUCUUCGUUUUUUCGGAGCCGUGUGUCAUAAAAUAUAAAUAUAUAUACACACACGUCUGUCUGCAUAGGUACACAUAGGUAAACUGCAUACGUAUAUUUUCCCUUCGAUAGUUCGACGCGGUGGUGUCUUACCUAUUUCAAUUCGGAUAAAGCGUCGACGAAUAAACGCGAGCCUUUUUACGUUUUUCGUUUUACGUAACGUGCGUGCGUAAGUGCAGCAAAGUUCGCGCGGGCUUAGAUCGUGUAUGUGUGUGCGCGCGCGCGCGCUCACCCGCUCGUUCACCCGCGUGCGAUUCCUCGAACUCGUUCAAAGGCCCGCACGCGGUUUUCUUCGAUUGGUGUAUUGGAAAUUAUUGAAAAUAUAAUAUAAUAGUCGAUCGUUCGAUUAUGACCGUCGGUUUUUGUAAGGAUCGGUGUCGAUGAAUCAUCUAAUGGGAGGGAAAAGUCUUCUCGUCGAGUUCGUUAAGAAGGAUGCCGGUUUUCGCCUAGAUAGUCCUUUGGACAUCGGCGAUAUAUCGUGACAAGUGGAGGAGGACCUAUCGCAGGAUGGGACGGACGACGUUGCGAGGAUCGAGCGACGAAGGACAGAUCGUUGUUGUCGCCGUCGCCGCCGUCGCAGCCGUCGUCCUCGAGAGGAGACAUUCGAGAUUCGAAGAGAGGAUCGCGAUCUGGAAGUUCUUCGGGAGCGGUUGAAACCAGUCGCGAGAAUUUUACGGAUGAAGUUCGAAAAAGAAGCUGGAAGGAAAGAAGAAGGAGGUGGUGGUGGUGGAGGAGGAGGAGGAGGAGGAGGAGGUGGUGGUGGAGGAGGAGGAGGUGGUGGAGGAGAAGGAGAAGGCGAGGAUCACCUUCCGAGAGGAAGGACGAGAGGACGAGUCAUGUCACAUGUCGUUCCUAUGCUUUUGCCACGUUUCGCGCCAAUCGCCAAGCUACUCGUUGCGGCGAUCCUCGUGCUCUACUGUUGUGCUAAUCGUUUCGCUCGUGCUAGCGAAUUCCCCGAGAGAGAAUGCUGCGUCUUCCCGUUACCCGAACCAACCGGAAGAUCCACGGCCGCGCCUAUACCAACCGGCAGAAGUGGAUCCGAUAUCAAAAAGGGUGUCGCUAUAUUGAAUUGCCUCUACGCUCGUCAACUUUGUUUCGAGGAUCCAUCCUGUAGUGCCAUUCUCGAAAUUAUUCCACGUGUCUGCGGUCCAGAAUUAGUGGCUUGUUCAACGGUGACGGUGACGAAGUGUCGUUCGGCACUUCACAGUCUGCAAGCUUUCUCGUUCUUUCGGCCCACGUGUCUUUGUAAAGAACGGCACGUCGAUCCAGACUGCAAUAGCUUCCAGAAUUUCCUCUUCGAUCAUCCCUGCAUCGACGUACAGAAGAAAGAAAAAGAGCAGCAUCCAAUCGAACCUUUACCAACGUGCACCCAUGCCAUGAACGAGUGUCUACGAGGGAAGCCGUGUAAUCAGGUCUUCGAGAACUUCAAAAACAGCUGUAAAGCGCGAGAGGGCAAGUGCAGAAUGGAGAGUCGAGACGCUUGUCAUGAUUCUUGGACGCAACUUCGAUUGUCACCGGUGUUUGGUUGUAUAUGUCCGAACAAUCACAUAAAGAAACGAUGCGACAGGAUCUUCUCAUUGGUCAAUCAUAAUCCUUGCGUCGAGUAUCUGCCCUCCUCCGCCUCGGUAGACCUAUCGGGUACGGACUCGGCCCUCUAUCCAUUCGACCCGCAGCAGGAGAGCUACCAGGAGAUCUGGUUACCGCCGACCAGUAUGUAUCCCUAUUUUCUGUUCCCCGGGACCGCGCGCACCUCGUACCACGACUACGAAAUACCAGACCAGGAACAGGGACAUCGCCGUCAGCACGGCCAUCGUCAUCAGCCCGGUCGCCAUCAGGAGGCACCGGAAAAGCCAGCCAAGCCAAGUGUGUUCGUCGUCGACGCGAACGAUCCACAGAAAAACGAUUUAAACAAGGCUGAUCCUCACAACGAGGAUCGUUUCGUCGUGACCGACGACGAACACUCGGCUGGUCGGUUCCACCUUCCAGGUUCGAGGUUCGGCAACCAGAGGCAGGAGGGUGCCCGGGGGGAUAGGAUCUUUCAAGAUUUCGAUGGCUCCUCUUCAUCCGACGUCCAUUCCUAUUCUUCUUACCCUUCUUCCUCCUCUUCCUCUUCUUCUUCUUCUUCUUCUUCAUCUUCGUCUUCUUCUUCUUCUUCUUCUUCUUCUUCUUCUUCUUCUUCUGACGCGUUUUCCAAGCAUGAUCGUGCCUCCAACACAGUGCACCUGCAGCCAAGGCACCCCCACCAAAGCGAGCAUGACGCGCACCUGCACCAUCACCAUCAUCACCAGCACCAACAGCACCACCACAACCACAACCAGCACCACUACUACCACCAUCACCCUGCACCUGCACCGUCCCCGUCGUCUUCUUCGUCGUCUUCGUCUUCCUCGUCGUCAUCGUCGUCUUCGUCAGCAUCCUCGUCCUCGUCAUCGUUGUCGUCGUCGAACGCGCAACCACCGCGACCGACGCCUACCGUCGACGAAACUAAACGAAUCGAGACCCCGCAAGUCGCGCCACCAAAGAAAUUCGCACCGAGGCCAACCUACGAGCAUCGGGCGAUCUUCGAUCGCGUCGACGACGACCUCGAUGACAUCGAGUUCAGGAUCGGCGCUCUGCCAGUCGAUCGGCUCUUCGAUCUGCGCGAGGCUUUCGAAGGCUUCGUCGAUCAAGUGAAGGUCAUCUCCCAUCCGGACAACUCGACGAGCUUCGAGGUAAUCGAAUCUCAAGUGGAGAAUCCAUUGAUUGAUGCCGAUCAUCAAGAUCUUCUAGCGAUGAAGCAGAUACCUGUGCCUGGCGAUCAUCACCGACGAUCUCAUCGGAAGAAGAAUCAGACUGUGGAAGAGUUCGAUCAAGCUGCAGCUCUGCCAUCUGCCAAAUCGGAAAUUGACAAGAUUCAGCAACCACCUAAGUUGAUACUUUCCAGUACAUGUCAUCAUGCAUACACAUCGUGCAAGAACGACCCGGAGUGCAAGGCAUUAUUACAGCCGGUCCUGAAUUACUGUGGUUUGACGAGCUGUGCGAGAAACGAAUGUAUGGCAGCUUUACAACACUUCUAUAAAACGGCUAAUCACAAGCACUCCAUCGAAAUAGCUUUCUGUUUGUGCCGAAAAACCGAUGGCAGAAAAGACGAAUGCAUCGUGGCACAAGAAAAGAUGCAUCCUGCAUGUGCGCAACGUAUCGAAGGUGCCGAUAUGCCUACAUGUCACAGUCUCGCGGAGACUUGCAAGAAAAACGAAGCCUGCCGCAUGAGAUUGGAGCAUUACGAGCAAAAUUGUGCGGUAGACAGCGUAACGAAAAAAUGCGCAGGACCACCAUCCGAUUGUAGGAAAGCGAUGCUGGGUAUACUUGGAACCGAACUUCGUUCAAAUUGUGCUUGCAAAGGCACCGACUUCACGCAACUCUACGACUGCCUUGGUUGGCAAAGACUCCUUUGGGUUAACCCGUGUGUAGUCGAGUCUCAAAAGGACUACCACGCACGUCGAAAACACCACCACUAUUCAAGAACAACGCCGAUUGGUAGUAUACUGUCGACAACAACAACAAUGACGACGUCGUCGUCGACUACGAGAAUACACGUAAGCAUGACGGCGACUACGAUGGCCACCGCGGUCGAACGAGUUGAAGAUAAUCAAAUACCGGAAGUAACGAGGUGGCCGACCACCGAACCCACGGAAACUUUAGAAAUCACGACUAACACCGUUAGUACGACGCCAAGCACAACUACAACGACAACCACACCGCCCCGCUUCUGUGUCGUUCAAAGACCAAGACAGAGCCAUCAAUACAUACGGGAGGGUAAAGGCAAAAGGCUUUAUCGCGAAGACGAGCCAGAAUGUUCGGAGCUCUGUCAGUGCGGUGAAGGUGAAGUUCUCAUCUGCAAUACGAUCUGCGUCGACUCGUCUCCUUGCAAAACGGACUUCGCUUACUAUAAUCAUGAGGCACCAGCUUAUCAGGCCCACCGUGGUCCAUGUCUCUGCUAUAGUGGUGGUUUCAUAUGUAUGCGUCCAUCACCUGGAGCAUACAGUAUACCGCACGGAGUUUUUAUGUUCUUGGGAUAUAGCGAGAAGGACGAGACCUUGUUAAGGCCGCACAACAAUCUCACGGUUCUAGACGCCGUUUCGUCUCUCGACAAUUUCAUGAGAGAGGAAGUCAAUAACCAGACCGUAUGCACGCUCUUCCUCUACAAUGUGACUCGAGAAAACGUGAUUGCAGUAGCACGUCUUGGUACGGACAAUCCACCCUUAAAUAGCAGUCAAGCUCAGAGUUUGCAACACCUCUUGCGAGUCAAGGAGGAAUGCGCUUCCAUGCUGGAGGAUUUGAGCAGUAAGAUCAAUAAUAAACAUCACGAAGUUCAUACGCAUCCCUUACUCUCGAUAUUCAAGAUGGCCGAGGUCGCGGUUAAACUACCAUAUAGCAACGAUGGUAGAAGCAUGUCAAGGUCAUCGAGUUCCAUCCUCCUACUCGUGCUCCUCGCGUGCAGCAUUUUCGCGUCCACUUCGACGUGUCUCGUCGACGAUUCGUGACACGGAUAAAGUUACCUAUUCUAGAAGAGAAGGGGAAGAAAAGUCUCGAGUGUUUAGAAUAUCAACGACGGUUUAGGGACAUGAAAAAGUGUCGGAAAGAGUUUAAAGAAAGAAAGAGCGAAUGAAAAAUGGUGUAAGUAGGUAUGUCUGUGCGUGUGUAUGAGUUACGCAUACGUAUUCACACGUAUAUGUUUGUAUAGGUGGAUCUACGUGCGUGCAUGUGUAAAAAAGUUUAGUUCGUCUUUUUCGAGAAAGAUUUAAAAUCGCUAUCCAAACUUGUUCCUACAAUCGAGAAUCGAAACGACACUAUAGAGAGCUAAGCCAAGUAACUUUCCGUGUAGUAGACCAACAAAGAUACACCGUAUACGUGGUAGUAUUACAACAAGAUCGUAAUAAGAAAAAUGUCUGUACGAGAUACGUGAUGUAAAAGAAUAUGACAAAAGAGGGAAAGGUUUAUUUUCUUAUACGUUUCUUCUCGAGUCUAUUUUCAUUCACGUUGAAUCUUGAAGAUAUUGAUUGAAGAGAAAAUAGAAUAGCAAAACCGAAUUAUAGUCGCGUUGUCACAAAAUCGAACGUAUAGAAACAGCUGCAGUUACCUGUUCGACCUCGAUACGAAACGUGCUUUUUCUGAUAUUCCACUUUCAAUAAGAAAUAGAUCACGUAUACAAAAAAAGAGUAUAAAUCGAAAUACACAGUUCGCUGCUGGACCGGCGACGGUAUUACAGUCUCUUCCAAACGAUCUUGGCUAAUGUAAAAUCCUACCGCGGUAUUUAUAUUGACCAAAUAAACUGCGACACAAUACUAGAGUUCAAGUUCUACUCUACGAAAAUUACGAAAAGUCUCCUAUUGCGUAGGCAUGGACGAUCCUAUAAUCAUCGGAGAUAAAAUCAAGUACGAUACUCGAUUGCCUGGAAUGACUUCGUGUGUAUAAAUCGAAUGAAUUAGAGAAAGAAUGAAAGAGAGAAAGAGAGAGAGAGAGAGAGAGAGAGAGAGAGAGAGAGAGAAAGAAAGAAACGAAAAGUCUGUAAAGGACUAGCACUAAUUAAUAUGUAUAAUGAAUUAUUCAGUAAACUCCUCCCAUACUGGACCAUUAGGUGUGUUUGUUAAAGUUGAAACUUGAAGCGCAAAUGACGCGUUUUCAAAUUAAUCGUAUGAGGCUCCGAAUAUUGUAGAUCGAAUUAUAGAUUGUUAAUAUAGAUAUAAAAUAAAGGUGUAAAAAAUAGAAGUAGAGACGCUGCGUAAAAAGAAAGAGAAGUUAUCGGGAUUAUACGAGUGGUAUUUUUAAAGCCACCUUAGAUAUCGUGUAAUCAUUAUUCUCAAAAAGGUGGCUCAAAUUUUCCUAAGCUGUUAUAUCCAAUGUAUGACAUUAGCAAAUAAUGCGGGAAUUUGCAAUCUCGAGCGAUAGAUAAAGCGGAAUGAUCGAUGAAGUAACGACGUAGGAAGCAAACAUACGAAAAAGAAUAAUUAUUCACUUAUAUACAAACAAAGUAUACAUAUAUAUAUACAAAUAUACACAUAUAUAUAAGAAAUAAUAAUAAUAAUAUAUAUAUUAUUAUUAUUAUAAACCCGUAUAAAAUAUAAGUAUGCAAAUUAAUGUAGCUAAGGAAUGAAAGCAUCGACGAAAGCAUGGCGAGGGUGUCCACGCUGACGAACAUCGAUAUAAUACCGUUUGUACAUGAAACUCUGCGCUGUAGUGAAACGUUAAGUUUAUUAUAAAAAAAUUCGUCAAUUUAGAAACUUGACUAAUUAUAUGUACAAUCGUGUUGGCAUAUAUGUAAUGCGACGGAUAUGAAUGUAUGUGAUAGAGAAUUAUUAUCCCACUCACGAUCAUCCCAACUACAUACGAGAUAAUCUUAUGCACAAAUGAUUUUUUAAUACCCUGCUAUUUUGUUAUUUUCUUUUUUUCGAUUUUUGGCAAUCAUCACGUUACUUAUUCGUCGAGAGAAUUCCUUCAUUAUUUAUAGAUAAUCAACGCAGUGGUAAUUCGUAAAAAACAUUUAAUCGAAUAGUCUCGAUGCAUUCGCAAUUAAUUUAUACGGGGAAAAGCGUUAAAGACGUAUUCUUCUGUUUUAUAAAGGUAUAUAGGUUGUAAUUGUAAUCGAGUACAAUACACGGCACAAUAUUGCAAUCUACUCGACAGGCACAAUGCGUUAAUUUUGACGAGAAGAGAGUUGGGAUGUGCGCGAGCGAGAUUGAAUGUACGUGACGUGGCUAUCGGAAAAGCAAUAAUGUAUAAAGUUUAUGAUCCACUGGCACAUUGCUCAAAGAGAUAGAAUAUGUAAAUCUCAUGUUAUGUAUACAUACACACGGUGACACAUAUACAUGCAGGUACAAUACGAAGAAGAAAUUCGUGUACGUGUUAAAUAGAUAAAAAAUUCGUGGCUGGUGUCCGAACAAUCGUCCAAAACGAUCCAUUUUGGAGUGACCAAACGUGCGUACGUAAAAAGAAAAAGCAUAAAUGAUCAAAGUCGAUGAAAAACAAAAAGCUCGUCCGUGUUGUAAUCAACCGCUGAAUUGUUGUUGAACAUAUUUUUGCGGUAGUUUAAGAAGGCAUAGAUACGCUUGAAUCUAUCAAAACGAAAAAAAAAGAAAGAAAGAAAAACAAGUAUGUAAUUUUUCGUUAUCUUUGAUCAUUAUAUUCUUUGAUCAUUAUAUUAAUAAAAUUUUUAGAGAUUUUGCUUGGUCCAAGCAAAAUGCAACAUCGAAAGAUUCUACUAGAUUGUGUCCAUUGAGAUUAAUCAUUUUCAUUCUCCAUCGUACGACGUUUCUUUGAACAAUCGCUCUCUCGUUGUAUAGUGGAACUGUAUAAUAGUUUUAUCUUAUAUAUUUACUCGUACAAAAUAAGCUAAUCGCACUAUACGAUACUAUACUUAAUAAUGCUAUUUGUUAAUUGAAAAAAGCGGAGUGUCUCUGAUAACGAUAUACGACGUUAGAGUUAUUUUCACGAAGCAGAAAUGGAACGCUCUUUCAUUCAUUUACCGAUUCUAAAAGACAUUUUACUUUUUUCUUUUUUAUUCUUCAUAAUGUCACAUUAGAUUGCAAGAAAUUCUUGAGCGGAGGAUCUCCGGCCUAACUUAGCACACUUAGCAUUCUAUAGUUUUAUUUCUACGAAGAGGACUAAACAUUUCUAGGUGGGCCGAUAGUUUCUAGAUGAUUUUAAAAAUCAAUUACUCUUUUGCAAAACAGUCACGAAAAAAGUAAUUGAUUUUUAAAAUCAUCUAGAAACUUUUGACCCAUUUAAAAACUUUUGAUCCAACUUGUAUUUAAAUAUACGUGAUAAUCAUAGUAGUACGAAGUAAUAAAGUUCUUGAGUUAACAUUUGAGAACAAAUUCGAACAUAUCCGAGUUUCGUGAAAAUGGCAGAAUACGAAAUAUUUCUGUAUAGUAGUUGAAAAAAAGAUUAUUUAUACGAAAUUUUACAAAGCACACAGCUAAGCGAUCGUUAAACGUGCAACGUUAUAUAUUUGAUCAUAAGUUGUCUCUUCCAUUAAUUUACUCGAGAAACAAAACGAAAAAAGCCAAAAAGCAAGAGCAACAAAAAAAAAUUAAAGAAAGAGAAAGAGAUAAAAAAAGAGAGAGAAAGACACAAAGCAGCGGUUACGAUGAGGAGACCGAUGCGAUAACAAACUACGGUGGUUCCAAUUGAACAUAUCAAGGCCUCUUAGAAAAGGCUAGCCAACGCGAGAUUUUACUCUGGUUUCACAUAGAUUCAGUUUUUUCGAAGCUUUUUUCAAAUGAAGAGAACACGAUGAAUAAUAAAAGAAAUAAAAGAGGAUGAUUCGUUUGCUGGAUGUUGCCAAUAUGUACGAGCCAUUUUGAGAAUAAUUGCUGAAUUUAAAUAUUUGGCCUAAUUUUAACGCGUUAAAAAAGCAAAAGUGAAAAAGAAAAAAAAGGGAAAAAAGAACACGUGCAUAAUAAUAAUUCAUUUAAUAUUACAUAUCCAAAAAAAAAGGUUCAUACUGCAACAGUAACUCGUUAAUUAACAUUACGACAAGUGUUAUUAUCGAAGCUUCUGUCAAACGAAUCAUUUUAUCGUACUAUGGUAACAUUUGUAGCAGGGGUCAGAUAUCAAUUUUCCAGAGUUGCAAACGCUAACGAGUCUUUAGAAUAUUCCAACCUGCUAGAUAGUAAAGUUCACACGUUUACAAAUUCCUGCCUUACCGAUGAAACAAAACGUCAUCUUAGGAAAAGGUAACGAUUAUCAUACGUCCGUAAAGCAGAAUUUUUUUAUUUCGAUCGUCUCAUCAUUGGAGACGUUCAAAUAUCUUUUUUCAAUUUUUUUUUUUUUCGUGAAUCGACUGAAUCACAGAUAUGGAAACAUCUUCAUAAAGAAUUCUCAUGAAAUCAAACAUUUAAUAUGUCCCUGAUCGAAACGACGAUAAUCUCAUAAAAGAUGCUCCGUCGAUGAAACAGAACAAAACGCGAAAGCUUGUCCUUGUGAAACACGUACACUUACACACUUGCAGAAACGCGUAUAUUUUAUGUGCAUAUUAUAUACAUACGCAUAUUAUACUACAAGCAUUAUAAAAUACGCGAAGCAUAUAAAUAAACAUAUAUGUACAUAUUUUUUAUUACUCGAAAGACACUCUGACCCCGGCCACGCGUGCAAUGUGUAAUAUAAAUUAUAAGACUAUCUUAUAUGUAAACAUAUUCGUAAGUAGCGCACUGCUAUAAGCAUGCUUAAACCUUCCUAAUCGACUUUGGUACUCAUUAUAACGUGUGCUCGCUAUCGCUCCUAAUCUCGUAUAGACGGGCGAUUAUUCGAGUAUUUGGGCAAAGUCGGCGACCGGGUUAUAUAGGAAUAAAAAAUAAAAAAUAGAUGCAAAACUAUGUUUUUUGUCAUGCAAAAAUAAAGAGAAAGAGACUAGAUUCUACAAUAUGAAAUAUCGAUCGAAUUUUAUCUCAGCUAUCGUGAUUAGUGUAUCAUGACUGUUAUUAAUAAACGGUUGUUAGAUCAAUAUGAUUAUAAUUGCGGUUUUCUCUCUGUAUACAAAUUUUUAGAAAUUUUUUUUCAAAGAUUUACCAAAAAAAGUAUUCUAUUUCGAUUUAAUGAUCUCCGUAAAAAUUUUGCUUGUCAAUAAAUUUCUUCUCUUAUUUCAUCGCAAUAGAUCGAUGAAAAGGAUUUAUAAACAAAGUUUUGUUCAAUACGAAUGAUCUUCAGAAAGAAUAGUAAUUGCGAUAAUCCGUCUUUGCCUAAGAAUCUCUUCGUUUUUGAAAUCACCCGUAGAGGAAAAACCGAUGUAACGUUGACUGUAUAUACAUAUUAUACGCAAUAUAUAAUACACAUACACAAUAGGUAUACGUACCUACUCAACUAACGAUUAAAUAUACGAAACGUUCGAGUACCUACCGUCGAUGUACAUACAUAUAUAUGUCGAUCGGAAGAAGGUGAAUAUAAUAAAAGAAAAGAAAAGAAAGAAAAAUAAGAAAAAAGAAAAAAUGUUGGAACGCUUCCAGUGUCAUUAAAAAAAAAAAAAAAGAAUAAAAAAAAACCAUGAAAAAUACGUCAAAGUGCACUCGAAAAAUCUGCUUAGAAAUGAAAAAAAAUAUAUAUACCAAAAAUUAAAAAAAAUAAAUAAAACAAGAGAAUGAACGAACGAAUAGGCGAAAGCUAGUUAUACCACUAUGUGAAUGUGAACAUGUACGAUAUAUUAUUUAAAGAACGCGUGAGUGUGCGAGAAAAUGCGCGAGAAAGAAAGAUUGAGAAAGGAGCGAAUACUUGUUAAAAAUUAUUAUACAGAUGACUACGAGUUGCCGAGGCGUUGAUAAAUAAACGAUUGGGCUCUUUCGGGCCUAUGGAAUUAUAA
This is a messenger RNA of Vespula vulgaris, 10776 nucleotides long. RefSeq lists its product as uncharacterized. Lineage: Eukaryota; Metazoa; Arthropoda; Insecta; Hymenoptera; Vespidae. Gene Ontology annotation, biological process: nervous system development. The transcript has 17 exons. The record is from RefSeq and is a predicted model, not a curated record. Gene Ontology annotation, molecular function: signaling receptor activity. The coding region runs from base 1124 to 4969 and encodes 1281 amino acids. Gene Ontology annotation, cellular component: external side of plasma membrane; signaling receptor complex.